AAAGCUUCAUUUUUGAGGUCGUCUCCGGAGAUUUUCGUAUCCUGUGUUGGUUGAUUUUGUUCUCUCCUUUUUCCUCAUCAGCUUUUGUUAAUCAAGAUUUCGUUGAUUUUUUCGAAUUCUUCGAGGUUUUAAUUUGUAUACUAAAGGCUUUUUUGAAUAAUCUUGGGGUUCUUGAGAAUAAUUUCAUGGCGGGUAUGUGCUAUGGAUUAAAUGUUGGUGAGACAGAAACAACUGCUCCGGUUGAGCCAAGUUCGAAAUCCGCCCGCCGGAGGAGGAUGGAAAUUCACCAAUUUCAAUUUGUACCCAACGAUGCCGCGGUGGCUCCGCCUCUAGAAAGCGGCAAAAAGAAGCGGCGGACGAUGGAGGCUGUUGUUCCGGUUUCUCCUCCCCGGCGGUGCUCGAACGCUGCCGACCAGCCUGAGACCACAUCUUUGGAUUUAUCUGCAUCGCCAUCGUCGUCUAGGACUGAGGCCGAUGUGGUUCUAGAGUGCCCGAAAUUUGGCAUGACAUCUGUUUGCGGCCGUAGAAGAGACAUGGAAGAUGCUGUGGCAAUUCACCCCUCUCUUUGCGGCCACAACCAGAAUUUUCCAAGUGGGCUACAUUUUUUCGGGCUCUACGAUGGCCAUGGCUGCUCGCAUGUGGCCACCAAGUGCAAGGAUCGGAUGCAUGAAAUAAUAAAAGAUGAGGUCGAAACUGGGGAGGCCUCUUGGACGGAAAUGAUGGCCAAGAGUUUCGCCAAAAUGGACAAGGAGAUAACCGAAUGGAGUAGUGCCGCAGCAGGUGUGUCUGCCGCCACUUGCCGCUGCGAACUUCAAACUCCUCAGUGCGACGCAGUCGGCUCCACCGCUGUUGUGGCAGUGGUGUCACCGGACAAGAUAAUUGUGUCCAACUGCGGCGAUUCUCGCGCAGUUCUUUGCCGCAACGGUGUUGUGAUUCCACUCUCCACAGAUCAUAAACCGGACCGACCCGAUGAGUUAAAUCGGAUUCGAGAAGCUGGCGGCCGUGUUAUCUUCUGGGACGGACCGAGAGUUCUUGGAGUUCUAGCUAUGUCUCGUGCAAUUGGCGACAACUACUUAAAGCCGUAUGUUAUAUCAGAGCCGGAGGUGACCAUAACUAACCGAACGGCGGACGAUGAAUGUUUGAUUCUGGCCAGUGAUGGGCUAUGGGAUGUAGUGUCAAAUGAAACCGCAUGUGGGGUGGCGCGUAUGUGUCUUCAAUCGCGUAAGCUAGCAUCGCCCACCAGCUCUCCCGGAAGCGACACCAGUGCCACCUCCGGCGGAGAGAGUUCCGAUAAGGCUUGCUCAGAUGCCUCAAUUUUGUUGACUAAGUUGGCAUUAGCGCGAAAUAGCUCCGAUAACGUUAGCGUUGCGGUGAUUGAUUUGAGGAGGGAGCAUUAAGGAAAUCUUUGGGAUUUUUAUUUUUAUUUUUUUUAAAUAGCUGCUCUUAAGUGUUAAUUAGAAUCUUGUACUUUCAAUUACUUGAUCCUCUCUCGAUGCCUUGAAGAGAAGGGAAGAGAGUAUUGAUAUCAAAUGAUAUUCCUAAUUGAUGUAGAUUUUAUGUAAUAUUCUUGUACAAAAUGGCAAAUAGCCAUACAUUUCAUUUCUAAUUUGGAUAUGAAAUUGGAUGGUUAUGAUCUUUACCAUUGUAUUCAGCUUCAUCAACUUGAAUAUAAAUCUUAUUUCGGUUUUU
Olea europaea var. sylvestris is the source of this 1689-nucleotide messenger RNA. RefSeq names its product protein phosphatase 2C 37-like. Gene Ontology annotation, molecular function: cation binding; protein serine/threonine phosphatase activity. The coding region runs from base 186 to 1397 and encodes 403 amino acids. Gene Ontology annotation, cellular component: cytosol; nucleus. The transcript is spliced from 3 exons. NCBI's taxonomy places the organism in Eukaryota, Viridiplantae, Streptophyta, Magnoliopsida, Lamiales, Oleaceae. The record is from RefSeq and is a predicted model, not a curated record. Gene Ontology annotation, biological process: protein dephosphorylation.